Naegleria fowleri is the source of this 2130-nucleotide messenger RNA. RefSeq lists its product as uncharacterized. Lineage: Eukaryota; Heterolobosea; Eutetramitea; Acrasida; Naegleriidae. The coding region runs from base 1 to 2130 and encodes 709 amino acids. The record is from RefSeq and is a predicted model, not a curated record. The transcript has a single exon.
AUGGAAACACUGGAAGACCUGCUACGAGUGGUGAAACGGUUUUCAGAUGCAAUUUCCAACCCGAAGAUUGAGAAUGAUGAAGAUAUUUAUUACAUGGAUCAAGAAAUUACAACAACAAAUCAAAAAUAUCUAUUGAAACAAUUGCAAGAAAUUGCAAAUUACAUGCGAUCAAUGGAUCGGUGGAUUGAAAGCAAAGCCUCUGGAUGUGUUGGAAAACAGUUUUGGAACGUUAUAAAUGAUUUAUCAUCAUUUCAAUAUUCAAAUGAAGUAUUGGAUAAUGAUCAGACCACCUUACAGCAAAUUGUUCAAUUAUGCGAAAAUGUUUAUUCUAUCAUUUGGACAUGGAGAGAGAAAUUGAUUUAUUAUUACGCGUAUAACACUACUAUCCAAGAAUUUGAUACUGAAUACUCUCAUCUCGACACAAUAUUACGCUCAUUAAGUGGCAUUUCUUUUCAUGUAGCACUUUCUACAUUAGCAAAAACUAAGAACACUAACAACUUCACAGACGAAAGUAUUCCAAUAUUCGAAAAAUUACUAGAAACUAUUAGAGAUGUAUUUUUGAAUGUUGCAUUACUCUGUGAAGGGUUAAAUUGGCUGCUAUAUUUAGGAUCGACAACGGAAGAAGGCUCUUCUCGACAUUGUGAUCAUAUUAACGGAAAACUCGAUGAGUUGAAUAAGCUAUACUCCAGUACAGGUUCAACAAUUAUAGACUUAAUUUCAAUAUCGGUAUAUUUUCUGAGAAAAUCCUCAUCUGUUGAAGAUCAACUCAUUUCACACUUGUUUCUUUCUCUUCAUUUAGAUAAUAUUAUUUUGCUAUUGUCAAACAUGACUCAUCAUGAUGACGAAAAAUUAAUCGAUAGACUGUUAAACAUCUCAGCGCUCAAAUUGAAUGUUUUCAACACCAUCUACGAUGUCAAUAUUAUGAUCAAAUGGAUUUGCGUGUGUUCGUUGCUUUCUUGUGUAAAAUACAAGAUGGCCAAUGUCAAAGAUUUUUCAACAGUGUUGAGAUGUAAAUUUAUUGAUAUUUAUUCAGCAAACAAGAUUGGAUCUUGUACUUCAAAGCGUGCGAGAUCCCCAUUGAUUAAAUAUGUGAUAUCCCAUAUUGAGCAAACAUUUCACAAACGUUUUUGGGAGAACACAACUAUUGAACAUGAUUCCACAUUUGAUUAUUUAGAUAAAUUAUGUUUCGGAGGAGGUCAAUACAAUUUCAGAACCUUAUCAACACGUAAAACCAUCAAAUCUCCAGAUAUAUUCAUCAUGAUUAAUUUGAUUGUUAAAACGCUUUGCCUCAGAACAAUAUUUCGCUUCUUUCCAAACAUCUCUGACGAAUUUGAUCUUGUAAAAAGAUUCAAUGUAGCCGAUGAGGUUGUGGACAUUUUAUGGGAAUGUAUCACGUUGGGCAGUCCGUUAGAAGCAUUCAAUUGGAAUUGCACAACAACUGUUGAAAAGACAUUCAUUCGCUUGCUUAAUGACCAUGGAGGUCACAAAUUUGCUUCUUCUUUGCAACAAUUGAUGCUUAUGAAUGGAAAAAGAAUAGAUAACGAUAGAGCUGCAUUUGAGAGGGUUGGCGAUUUUAUAGAGUUCGCUCAUUCUGCUUUGAAUCUAAUGUUCAAUGACAUGAAUCGAAAUUAUUUUGCCAAGAUGAGAAGUUUAUUAGCUCUUACGUGCUGCAACAUUGGACGACAAUAUUAUUUAUCGAAACAAGAAUCAAGUUGCUCACAAGAGUCACAUCAAGAUCCUUCACCCAUUUCCAUACCGAAUGAGGCAAUUUAUUCAACACAAAUUUCGUUUUUAAGGAAAUUUUUCAGUUCUCGCUUUUCCAACUUGCGAUUUUUGAAUUUGCAUCGUUUUUUCGAAACACUUUUUCUAAACAAGCCAAUCAACAACGAGUCUCUUUCAAUCCAAUUAUACACCAUUGCUAGCAAUCAUCAACAAGAGAUGGAGUUGUUUUUGACAAGAUUUGCCUUCUUGGACCAUAUUGAAUUCAAUUCCAAAACAGGAGAGUUUAAUCUUCCAUCCGCAAUAUGGAAAGAACUCUCUUGUCCAAUUGCAAUGAAAGAGAAGAACUUGUAUCAGUGUUACAAGAUGGAAAUGUUAGUGGAUGUGACCAUUAUUUGUAAACUCUUCUGA